Messenger RNA from Chelonoidis abingdonii (Abingdon island giant tortoise), 2414 nucleotides. RefSeq names its product alpha-1-antitrypsin-like. The record is from RefSeq and is a predicted model, not a curated record. NCBI's taxonomy places the organism in Eukaryota, Metazoa, Chordata, Testudines, Testudinidae. Gene Ontology annotation, molecular function: serine-type endopeptidase inhibitor activity.
AAGCCAAAGGCAAAUGAAGCCCACCCUCUCUGUGUGUUUGUUACUGACUGGACUUCAAGCAAUCAGUCAUUGUCAUCGUCAGCCUGAUCAUCGCAAUGACUGGGUUGGUCAUAAAAAUGCAUCUGCCAGGGAACACAAUUGCCCCAUUGAAGGAGUUUAUCCAUGUGAAAGAAAGGCGUACUUCAAACUGGUCCCCAGCAAUAUUGACUUCGCAUUUAGAUUUUACAAGCAAGUAAUAUCAGAGGCAGCUGACAAAAAUAUUUUCUUCUCUCCCAUAAGCAUCUCCACUGCCUUUUCAAUGCUGGCACUUGGGGCUAAAUCAGCUACUCUGAAUCAGAUUCACAAAGGACUCACCUUUGACCUGAACAAGAUUCAGGAAAAGGAAAUACAUGAAGGCUUUUGCCAUCUCAUCUGUGCGCUAAACCAUCCAGACAGGAAGAUCCAGCUGAAUAUGGGCAAUGCCCUUUUUCUAGAAGAGACACUGAAACCACUGAAAAAGUUUUUAGAAGAUGUUAAAAACUUUUAUAAAUCAGAAGUUUUUUCUAGUGACUUUAACAAUUCUACCAAUGCUGUGAAACAGAUCAAUAAUUACAUUGAGAAGAAAACCCAUGGGGAAAUUGUUGAUUUAGUCCAGGAUCUUGAUCCACUCACUGUAAUGAUUCUUAUUAACUACGUUUUCUUUAAAGCCCAUUGGGAAAACCCUUUUAAUUCUUUUUACACAAAAGAAGAGGAUUUUUUUGUGGAUGGGAAAACCUCUGUUAAAGUUAAUAUGAUGUACCGCAAAGGCAGUUACAAACAUCACUAUGAUAAGGAACUGUCUUGCUGGCUGGUCCAAAUACCUUACAGUGGAAAUGCUGUAGCAUUGUUUAUUCUGCCUGAUGAAGAAAAAAUGAAGGAAGUGGAAAAAGCUCUCUUGAAAAAAACUUUGUCUAAAUGGAAAAAGGCCUUCAAAGAAAGAACAAUAUAUCUGCACAUUCCAAAAUUUUCUGUUUCUGAUACCUAUGACAUAAAAGAGGUAUUCCAGAAAAUGGGUGUGAUUGAUGUGUUCACUGACCAAGCUGAUCUGUCUGGAAUCACUGAAAAGUCUGAACUAAAGGUUUCAAAAGUCAUUCACAAGGCUGUACUGAACAUUCAUGAGAAUGGCACUGAGGCUGCAGGAGUUUCUGUCGUGGAAAUUACAUGGAGGUCUGGUCAAAUAUUUGCUCCUCCUCGAAUUAAAUUCAACAGGCCCUUCUUGGUUAUGAUUUUUGAUAGGCAUACCCACAGCAUCCUCUUCUUGGGGAAAAUCAUAAACCCUAGCAGAAAAUAAUUGCUCAGCUGCUGGACAUGUUUGUAAUGCUUCCACGUAGUGCUGGCAAAAUUCAGGUGAUUCAGCAAAGCACGUGCACAGUGCUAGGGACUAUAGUUAGACCAUUAACCUACAUUCCUAAAUCCAUAAAACAUUAAUGUAGCAUUUCCUUGCCUAUAAACAGCUGAUAUUUCUUCCUUGCUGUGUACAGCUUACAUCAUAACAAAUCGCCAAUAAGCUAAAUAUGUCUGAUUUCACCUUUCCCCUGUUUUGUAAGUAGUCCUUACUGAAAGGCUCCUGUGGGGGCUUUGUUUAAGAUACAAAAAGCUUGACUACAUAAAUAAUUAGACCACGGCAAGCUGGGGCGUGAAUCUACCCUGCACUAGCCUGCUGUGGACUUACUGUCAGUGUGCCCCCUGCUGCCAUGCAUUAACAGUUGGUUAAUGUGCUUUGAACUUGUUCCAAAGGGAGCUAGAUCAGAAUGCUCUAAUGCAGUAUUGACACGUGUGUAGAGUGUACAUGGACAGUUAGACCACAGCAAGGUAUGGCAGGAUAGAUUAGCACCCCACUUUGCCAUGGGCUAAUUGUUUGGGUAGACAAGACUGAAGUCUCUCAAAUGAGUUGGUCUUUCCUGUACUCCUUAAUUUUUGCGGGGAGGGAGAUUGGUCCGUUUUAUCAACGUGAUUAACUGAUUGGUGAUGAUUGUUCCAGACCUUCUGUUCUUUGCAAGGAAUUCCUGGUCUGGUCUCUUCUCUUUUACUGUGGGUCCAGGUGCUGAUCUGAAAUUGCUGAUACUGGGUUAAUUUUCUUUUGGGGCUUGUCUACACAGGGAAAAAGUCCACAGUAGCUGACGUACACAAGGUAAUGCACACUAGGUACUCUGCACUAAUUCCCCGUGUAUAGACUCUUCUUGUGGACCAAGAUCAGGUCUACACUACAGACCUAUGUCAUUUGUAACUACGUGGCCCAGGGAUAUGAAAAAUCCAUGCCCCUGAACGACAUAGUUAUGCUUACCUAACUCCCUAUGUAGAUGGCACUAUGUUGAUGAAAGAGCUUCUCCUGCAGAAACAGCAACCACCUCUUGGGGAUGUGGAUUAGCUACACCAACAGGAGAGCUCUCUCUUGU